GGCGGGCCCACGUGACCGGAGUCCCAAACCAACAUGGCGGCGCCCAGGAGGCGCGGGCUGCUCUUCCUACUUGCGCUCCUCGGCUUGCUUGGGGUGGCGUGGUGCAGCCUGGGUUUAGGGGUUUCUCGGGACGAUGACCUGCUGCUGCCUUACCCACUCGAGCGCAGACGUCCCUCGCGGGACUGCGCCCGGGUGCGCGCCGGCAGCCCAGAGCAAGAGAGUUGGCCUCCGCCGCCCACGACUCCUGGUGCCAGCCACCGCGCGGCCGUGCGCACGUUUGUGUCGCACUUCGGGGGCCGCGCGGUGGCCGGCCACUUAACGCGGGUCGCCGAGCCCCUGCGCACUUUCUCGGUGCUGGAGCCCGGGGGACCCGGAGGCUGCGCGCAGAGGCGCCGCGCCACCGUGGAGGACACAGCCGUCCCGGCCGGUUGCCGCGUCGCCCAGAACGGUGGCUUCUUCCGGAUGGGCACUGGCGAGUGCUUGGGGAACGUGGUGAGCGACGGGCGGCUGGUGAGCAGUUCCGGGGGGCUGCAGAACGCGCAGUUCGGGAUCCGCCGCGACGGGACCUUAGUCACAGGGUACCUAUCUGAGGAGGAGGUUCUGGACACGGUGAAUCCGUUUGUGCAGCUGCUGAGUGGAGUUGUGUGGCUCAUCCGCAAUGGAAGCAUCUACAUCAAUGAGAGCCAAGCCACCGAGUGUGAUAAGACGCAGGAGACAGGCUCUUUUAGCAAAUUUGUGAACGUGAUGUCAGCCAGGACGGCCGUGGGUCAUGACCGGAAGGGGCAGCUCAUACUCUUCCAUGCUGAUGGACAGACGGAACAGCGUGGCCUCAACCUAUGGGAGAUGGCAGAGUUCCUGCUGCGACAAGACGUGGUCAAUGCCAUCAACCUGGAUGGAGGUGGUUCUGCCACCUUUGUGCUCAACGGGACCCUGGCCAGUUACCCCUCGGAUCACUGCCAGGACAACAUGUGGCGCUGUCCCCGCCGUGUGUCCACUGUGGUGUGUGUGCAUGAACCCCGCUGCCAGCCACCCGACUGCAGUGGGCACGGGACCUGUGUGGACGGCCAUUGCGAGUGCACCAGCCACUUCUGGCGGGGUGCCGCCUGCAGCGAGCUGGACUGUGGCCCCUCCAACUGCAGCCAGCAUGGGCUGUGCACAGAGACUGGCUGCCGCUGUGACGCUGGGUGGACAGGAUCCAACUGCAGUGAAGAGUGUCCUCUGGGGUGGUACGGACCAGGUUGCCAGAGGCCUUGCCAGUGUGAGCACCAGUGUCCCUGCGAUCCCCAGACUGGCAACUGCAGCAUCUCCCCAGUGAAGCAGUGUCUCCAGCCAACUGAGGCCACACCAAGGGCAGGAGAGCUGGCCUCUUUCACCAGGACCACGUGGUUGGCACUUACUCUCAUCCUAAUUUUCCUGCUGCUGAUCAGCACUGUGGUCAACGUGUCCUUGCUCCUGGGCUCUAGGGCAGAGAGAAACCGGCACCUGAAUGGGGACUACGUGUACCACCCACUGCAGGAGAUGAACGGGGAACUGCUGGCUGCAGAGAAGGAGCAAACAGAGGAAACGGUCCCCUUCAAGGACUGACAGACCUGGCCUGCCCCAGUGGCGUGCUCCAGAUAAGUUUGUCCCUGCUCCUCACUUGUACAGGGAAGGUUGUGAGGCCACUGGCAUAGAUGCUGCACGCCCCACCCCUUGCCUGGCCAUCUCCCUCCUGUCCCCAUGCUGUGGCCCAUGCCACCCCAGCAAUACAGAACUCUGGAGGGCCUGCACCUGCUUCCCUGCCUGCCUGUGUCUGCUGCCCAGAGGCCUGUCUGCCACAGGGGUCUCACCACUGCCAAAGACUCCCAGUCAUGACAAGAGUGGCCACUCUCCUGGGCCACCUGCACAGGGAUGGACUAGAAAGACUUAUCCGCUGGCCCAGCCACGACACACCACCUUUUAUGCAGCCUCAUCACCAGAUUGCCAACUAGAAUUCUGCAUCCUGUCACAGGAAGUUCCUUAUAAGAAGGGACGGGGAGAGAAGGAAGUCGCCAUGUUUACAGACCUAUUUUUCUUGUCCUGCUCCCUAAAGGAGUUUUCUAACACUUGAAUAAAUUGGGAUACUAAAACGA
This is a messenger RNA of Meriones unguiculatus (Mongolian gerbil), 2111 nucleotides long. It is a transcript of the gene Nagpa, whose product is annotated as N-acetylglucosamine-1-phosphodiester alpha-N-acetylglucosaminidase. The record is from RefSeq and is a predicted model, not a curated record. NCBI's taxonomy places the organism in Eukaryota, Metazoa, Chordata, Mammalia, Rodentia, Muridae. Bases 34 to 1584 code for a protein of 516 amino acids. The transcript is spliced from 10 exons.